This is a messenger RNA of Hyaena hyaena (striped hyena), 1447 nucleotides long. Its product is annotated as HLA class II histocompatibility antigen, DO beta chain. Gene Ontology annotation, biological process: peptide antigen assembly with MHC class II protein complex; positive regulation of T cell activation; antigen processing and presentation of exogenous peptide antigen via MHC class II. Gene Ontology annotation, molecular function: MHC class II protein complex binding. NCBI's taxonomy places the organism in Eukaryota, Metazoa, Chordata, Mammalia, Carnivora, Hyaenidae. The record is from RefSeq and is a predicted model, not a curated record. Bases 15 to 872 code for a protein of 285 amino acids. The transcript is spliced from 6 exons. Gene Ontology annotation, cellular component: MHC class II protein complex; membrane.
UUCUGAAGAAGCUGAUGACUUUACUGUCUCAUUUAUUUUUUUCUUUCAGAAUGGGUUCUGGGUGGGUUCUUUGGAUGGUGGCUCUGCUAGUGAGUAUAAGUAGCCUGGAUUCCUCCAUGACUCAAGGCAGAGACUCUCCAGAAGAUUUUGUGAUUCAGGCAAAGGCUGACUGUUACUUCACCAAUGGGACAGAGAAGGUGCAGUUUGUGGUGAGAUUCAUUUUUAACUUGGAAGAGUAUGCACAUUUCGACAGUGAUGUGGGAAUGUUUGUGGCAUUGACAGAGCUGGGGAAGCCUGAUGCUGAGCUGUGGAACAAUCGGCCAGAUAUAUUAGAGAGGAUUAGAGCUUCUGUGGAUACACUCUGCAGGCAUAACUACAAGCUGGGUGCACCUUUCACAGUGGGGAGAAAAGUGCAACCAGAGGUGACGGUGUAUCCAGAGAAGACCCCAUCCCUGCAGCACCACAAUAUGCUGCUUUGCUCUGUGACAGGUUUCUAUCCAGGGGACAUCAAGAUCAGAUGGUUCCGGAAUGGGCAGCAGGAGAGAGUGGGGGUGAUGUCCACUGGCCUUAUCAGUAAUGGAGACUGGACCUUUCAGACAAUGGUGAUGCUGGAAAUGACUCCUGAACUUGGAGAUGUCUACACCUGCCUUGUUAAUCAUCCCAGCCUGCUGAGCCCUAUUUCUGUGGAGUGGAGAGCUCAGUCUGCAUAUUCUUGGAGAAAGAUGCUAAGUGGAAUUGCAGCUUUCCUGCUUGGGCUGAUCUUCCUUUUGGUGGGGACUGUCAUCUGCCUCAGGGCUCAUAAAGGAUAUGUGAAGACUCAGUUGUCUGCUGAUGAGGUCUCAAGAGCAGUUCCCUCACCAGAGCCGUGCUAAGGUCCCAAUCGGAGCUUCUUGCCCUGGAGACUGAAAUAGCACUGAAUGACUUGAGUCCGAAUGAUUGAGUGAAACACUCUCAUGAGGUCUGUGUUCUGGAGUUACUUCUAAUGAGUCCUUGGAGGAGACCUGACCUGAUUCUAGAGUUCUGUGUUCUGAGAUCAUCUCUCAUGCUUCUGUCCUUCUUCCUCCUCCUUGCAUGUUCCAUUAGUCCCCAUUUCCAAGGACAGUGUGCAGAAAUGCAGAAAUUCCCCCCAAAGCUGACUCCCACCAGCCCUAACCUAUGUACCUCCUAUGGUCCAGCCCUAACUUUGUGAGUUAUCUGCAUGUCUUCCUCUUUCCAACUGCGCUCUCCACUGUUUCCAGAAGACAAAUGCUAGAGGCACAAUUUCCUUUUCACUGUUUUAUGAACUUUAUAUUGUAAAAUAAAACUGAGAUACAGAUAACCACACAAAAUGUAGAAUUAAUUAUUUAAGGCAAAACUCCUGUCAUCACCACUCAGGUCAAGAAAUAGAACUUUACCAGGAAGGGCAGGAGUUUCCAUGUACUUUAUGCCAAGCAACCUCUUCUCCCUC